UAUUAUUAACAUGUUAUUACAGGAGGUGUUUUAGAUAUUGAUCCAGUAUUCCGUCGUAGUUACAAACUCACUCACAGGCUAAAAACACGGACCUGUUAAACUCGACUGUUUAACGAGUGAAAACAAACAAAAGCGGUGGGAAAGAUGCCCAAGAGGAAGUCACCUGAGGGAGCGGAGGGGAAAGACUCCACUAAAGUCACAAAGCAGGAGCCCACUCGGAGGUCAGAGCGCCUGUCUUCGAAACCGGCUCCUCCUAAAACCGAGCCCAAACCCAAAAAAGCUGCAGCAAAGAAGGCAUCUGACGACAAAGCGGCGAAAGGAAAGAAGGGCGGAGCCAAAGGGAAGAAGGAGGAGAAAGAGGCGGUGCCCACUGAGAAUGGAGAGACCAAGGCAGAGGGGGAAUCCACUGAGGCCGAGGCAGACGCUAAGGAGUGACUCUAGUUGGUUUUCUGGGGAACGGAAAAGACAUUUUUUUAUUCUUUAUUGAGUAUUUUGUAAGAUGCUAACUUUUUUUAGACUUGUCAUCGUAGAUUUACUUAGCAAGCUCACACUCCCCCCAGAAGUCCCCGUUCUACUCUGUUAUCACCGGAUCGGACAGAUCUGUCGAUGAAAAACAAGAAAACUCUUCUUUUUUCUUUUUUUCUUUUUUCUUUUUUUUCUUUUCUUAAAUGUUUCACCACCAGCAGCAGCCAUAUCAGUUCAUAACUUUAUAGUCAGUCGGAAACCUGCGUCCCUACGUCCCAUCCAGUAACGUAACAACACGUGCUUAAUGUUUGUGCCGUGCUGAAUGAGUCGUCUGGUCAUUCGGGCUCACCAGUUAAGUGUGUAUUCUGAGUCUUCUGGGUUUUUCAAUUAUAAUCACUUGUAUAAUGUACGAUUAUAGUAAUAAUAAUAACAAUAACGUCGCUGAAUGAGAAAGAUUGCGACUAAAAGGGAAAAAAACAAUUGUUUCCAAAUUGUUUUUUUUUUUUUAAUCCUCUUUAUUGGGCGGAUUGGGACUCGGAUUGGGACUCUUUUGAUUUUUUUAUUUUCAAUUUUUUUUUUAUUUUAAAUUUGCUGAGUUAAAUAUGACCCUUAAUGUAAUGGCACAUAACCAUAGCAAUAACCACAGGGUGCUGAGAGUGACGUUCGUUCUGAAACUGAACCUGACAUGCUUCUGGAGAUCCGCCUGCCUGGCUGGUUUGGGAUAUUGUCUGUGAAAAUGUUUUCAAAUAAAACCAUGAAAGAAAAAAAGGU
Ictalurus punctatus (channel catfish) is the source of this 1236-nucleotide messenger RNA. It is a transcript of the gene hmgn3, whose product is annotated as high mobility group nucleosomal binding domain 3. Gene Ontology annotation, biological process: chromatin organization. The record is from RefSeq and is a predicted model, not a curated record. Lineage: Eukaryota; Metazoa; Chordata; Actinopteri; Siluriformes; Ictaluridae. The coding region runs from base 145 to 435 and encodes 96 amino acids. The transcript is spliced from 6 exons. Gene Ontology annotation, cellular component: nucleus; chromatin. Gene Ontology annotation, molecular function: nucleosomal DNA binding.